AUGCAUGCCGGAUGUAGGAAUAAUAAAUUCCCUAACCCCUAUAAAUGCGAAAGAAGAACUAAUCGACAAUCGACCUCGGCAAAUUACGCAAAUGCAGAGUUCCACAAAGGUCAAGACGGAAGCAUUGCCAUUGAGAACCCAGGAUAUGUUCCGAGUAGCUCAUCUACAACGGACAACAUAGAUGAACAUCCAUAUUCUAGUGUAGAUCCCAGACACGUUCAACCUGUAAACGGAGGAGAUGAAACACUGCCAGAAGUGGCUCAGAUAGAGGUGACUCGCGAUACCGCAGUCCUUACGUUUGACUCCUGGAUGAAAGAUAUGCAGAAGGCGGGAUCAGAUAUAAAUUGAGAUUAUUUUUUUGCGGCUCCAACUCUGUUCUAUCAGUGUUAUGACUUUAUAAAAACAGAUAAACGCUCAAGAUUCACAAGUAUCCAGAUAUAUAUAAUUAUUUAUUAUGUGUUCAUAAAUGUUUACUAUCUGCUAUAUCAAAGCGUGGACGAUAGUUAAAUCUCAUUGAAGUCUACUGCACGUUAUCUAAACUUUUUACUGGAUAAAUCUAAACAGAUUUCAUGUCGAUGUGCAGUUUUAAUUAUUCUUUAUAUCUAUUUAAUCGGAUCAUUCUGAAAGCUUAUGAAUACACAAGUAUAAGCUUCAUAUGCGUACAACACCGUUGCUUUUCUUUCUUUUUAAUUAUAUUUUUCUUUUAAUUCAAGGUAGUGGAUCAGUUAUGACACUCGGCAAUUCUUGUACGAUAACGCAUUCGCGUUAUUAACAUCUUGGCAUUCAUCGAUCGUAAAUGUAGCUCAACGCACACAUAGCUUUGUGUAA
Messenger RNA from Mercenaria mercenaria, 828 nucleotides. RefSeq lists its product as uncharacterized. The transcript has 3 exons. The record is from RefSeq and is a predicted model, not a curated record. Lineage: Eukaryota; Metazoa; Mollusca; Bivalvia; Venerida; Veneridae. Bases 1 to 348 code for a protein of 115 amino acids.